Molecule: messenger RNA, 332 nt
Organism: Symbiodinium sp. CCMP2456
Lineage: Eukaryota; Dinophyceae; Suessiales; Symbiodiniaceae
Source: the annotation of a GenBank genome assembly
AUGGAUGCCCUGUGCCGGCAGCCGGCCUUCGACGACAGAUGGCUGCGCGAUCCUCGAGAUUUUGAGGAUGCUCCAAAGCGAAGACGUUUGGAGGCAGUGGGGAGCGUAGGCUGGCACUGGGAAGUGGCCCAGAUGCUUGAGCAGUGGCACAGCACACAAUUUAUGGAAGUGGAGUCCCCUGCGAGCGACGUAGAUCUCCCAGCUGUUCAGAACAGCGCGAGCCUCCAUGUCCAGAUCUUUGUGAGGGACCUGUCCGACACGACGCGUAUCAUCCACAUGGGCCUGGAUUCCCACAUCUCCGACGUGAAGCGCGUGAUUUGUGCGAAAACCCA